CUUAAGACCUUUGGGGAGAAGUGAACGACACAACGUCGGGCAGGAAGAGAACUGGCAGCCGUACCAGGGCAGCCCAGCUGGGGCGGGGCGGCCGCAGGGCGGGCUAUAAAUGGGUCCCGCCGGACCCGGGCGCGCACAGCAGCGGCAGGGCGACUGGCAAGCAGCGGCACGGGCAGCGGAGGCGCGAUGAAGGGCCCGGCGUCGGAGGUGAUCCGCGAGGGCGAGCUGGAGAAGCGGAGCGACAGCCUCUUCCAGCUGUGGAAGAAGAAGCUGGUGGUGCUGAGCAAGGACAGCCUGCGGCUGGUCUCGCCCGAGGGCGGCGGCCGGGCCAAGGCCAAGGAGCUGCGCUUCGGCGCCAUUCAGAAGGUGGACUGCGUGGAGCGCACCGGCAAGUACGUCUACUUCACCAUCGUGACCACGGACCGCAAGGAGAUCGACUUUCGGUGCCCGGGCGAGAGCUGCUGGAACGCCUCCAUCACCAUGGCGCUGAUCGACUUCCAGAACAAGCGCGCCAUCCAGGACUUCAAGAGCCGCCAGGAGGCCGUCGAGCAGGCGGCCGCCGGCACCCGAGACAGGCGCCUGGCCAGGGCCCCCUGAGCAUCGCGCCCGCGCAGAGCCGAAGACCAUAUCUCUGAGUGUUAAAGAAGAUCGAGUGUCUGGACUGGGACAGGGCAUCAGUGAAGGAGAACAAAGGAGGAUGCUGAAAAUGGUUUUAUUUCUUCAGCUCUGAGAAAGACUGCUGAGCACAACAGCCACAUUUCCCUUGAAAAGGCACGUACAAACCAAAGACACUUUUUUGAAAUGACAGAGCCUGGCGAACUGAACAGAAAGAAGGCUCAGUUGGCAAACUAUUAUUUCAUUUUCUAUUUAUGAUUAUGCAAAGACUAUAUUCCACGCCAGCUCAUGGAAUAACCCAUUUAAAUUAUUUUUAGUGUCUAUCUUUUAUAUUUAUUUUGAUGAAUGCUUUUUAAGGAAAGGUCUGUCUUAAAAUUGCUUUUUGCACUAAUGUGUUCAUUCCAAAUAAAUAACUUGAAGUGUU
Eublepharis macularius is the source of this 1039-nucleotide messenger RNA. Its product is annotated as pleckstrin homology-like domain family A member 2. Gene Ontology annotation, biological process: positive regulation of apoptotic process. Gene Ontology annotation, molecular function: phosphatidylinositol phosphate binding. NCBI's taxonomy places the organism in Eukaryota, Metazoa, Chordata, Lepidosauria, Squamata, Eublepharidae. The coding region runs from base 187 to 597 and encodes 136 amino acids. The transcript is spliced from 2 exons. The record is from RefSeq and is a predicted model, not a curated record.